CCUAUACUAAAAGCCAAAUAUAAAGGGAUUAUAGGAUGUCCACGUCGACAAUUAUAUUUGGCCAAUGAAAACAUUUCAUUAAUACACGUAGGAUCUGCUCUGUGAACUGAUGAUUUCGUAUGGGCUCUGAUCUGUUCUCAUGGGCUUCAUCGGUUAGCAAUGGGCUGAGCUAUCCGGUUCAAUUAAAAAAAAAUAUCCCGAGACGGAUAACGCGACGAACUACGCCUCUCUCCUCUAUCUCUUCGUCUUACGGGUUCUUCUCUAUCGUUUCAGUUCUCUCCAUUCUCAUCUUCACAAUCAAUACUCCAUUACUUCUCGAUCCAUCAAUCUCUUAUUUAUGAUUUUGAUUUCGAUUCCGUUUACUCUUCCCCUGCUACUUUAUAUACUGAUUUACUCUCCAGAUCGCAAACCAAACCCUAAAAUUCUCUAACCUCAAUUCGCGAUGAAACCGCAUGGAAAAUCCCCUAUCACCUCCGAUUAUGAUGAAAAGGUGAUGUUCUUCGGCGAUGUCUCACUUGGUCCUCACGAAACCCAGCUGCGUUUCCGCUUGAUUCAUUUCUGGGAGGCUUGGAACCCUGUAAAGAAAACGCUUAUUGGCCUUAAGAUGCUUCUAAUCGACGAACAGGGCGUAUUGAGAAAUACUUGCCUAAAAUGAAGCCUGGAUCGGUUUACAGACUAAACAAUUUCUAUGGAUCAAGCAACAAAUCGGUGUAUCGGGUUUCUGAUCAUGCCGUGACGGUGUCGCUCUCAUGGAACUCUGAACUGUCCGUUCUUGAAGACAGUCCCACCCCUUUUGAUGAAGACAGAUUCCGAUUUCAUUCCUUUGAGGAUUUUCAAGCUAACUGCGAUCGCAAAGGAGACCUCUACGAUGUUGUUGGACACAUGAAGCUGGUUAAUGGACAGAGUAUCAUCGAGACCCCGGUCCUGGACGAAGUGGAGAUAGCAAGGGCGAGGCAUGUCCUGGUUCAUGUGCAGUCACACGAUGGACCUGUGAUGAAGCUCUACCUUUGGGACCAGGCUGCAAGAGACUUCUGAAAAAAUUCAAAUCAUACGAGAACACCCCCACCGUGUUAUUGGUCACGACCGUUAACACAAAGAGUCUCGGAGGUACUCUUGCACUGACUUCAAUGUCCUCCUCACGUGUUUUUAUGGACUACGACGUCCAACCUACGAUCAACUACUUCGACUGGUUGAGCUCUAAUCCACAGAGUGUUGAGCGGGUUGAUGCAGAAGUGGUUACUAAACGUGAGACACUGGGAGAAAUAUUCUCCUACAUCAAGCAGGGGGCUUCUAAGUGGCUGCCAUACUAAGGCUACGAAAGGCCCAACUUCGUUGAUGUGUUCGAAAUGUGGGAAAGUCAACAUAGCUGGAGUAGCACAGUACCGUGCACAGAUAUCUGUCUAUGACAACAGUGAACAAGCUGUUUUUGUACUGCUUGGUGAUGCUGGUUAUGAGUUGACUGGGAAGCAUGCAUCAGAAUUGGUCAGCAACUAUUUUGAGGUAACUUUCAUCAUUCGGUACCAUCAAAUGUUGCGAACUGACGUUGUUGAACUUGACUGUCAGGCUAAUGGAAACCAAGGAGUUACCCAAGAGGUGCAUGUGCCGGAAGCUUUAAUCAGCACCAUCGGUCAAAAACAUAACUUUUGUGUGAAAGUUACAAAGCACAACUUAGAAGGGAAGUCUCGAUCUUUAACUGUGAGCAAGAUUCUCCCUAUGGAGACUCCAGCAGCAACAGAAUCUUCGGAGGAAACAUUUGAGACUGGAGCCAACGUGUGUGAAGCUUCCAAAGUCAGUGUGGAUUCGGCAGAGGGGAUGAAGAGAACUUGUGGCAUUGAUGAGAUGGGGAACGCUAAACGCCUUAAGGGUGGGAAUUAGAGAUUCCGUGUGGCGUCUCAUAGCUUGCAAGGGAUUGAUUUUGAAGUGUUUCUUUCCAGUUUAUUAUUGACUCAUAAUUUCUUUCGGUUUUUUUAAAGUUUUUAAUCUACUCUGAACGCUUAUUCUGCUUCUUAAGGAUUACUCUGUUUCUUUAGUUGUUUUGAAAUCUACACUUAUAAGAAACAGGUCAAUCAUUUCUGUGUGUCAACAUGUUAUCAUUUUCAUAUGUGGACGUGAUCCUUAAUGCAUGAGUAGGAGGGAAGUUAGUCACCACCACUUCCAAAAACACACAAAAAAAAAUUGAUGAUAGAAUAUUUCAGCAACCAACUUUCAUUAAGCAAUAUAAUUACUCCAGCUUUCAUGAACAUGUUCAACGCCAAAAUGUAGGACCAAUAUAUCAAGUGAAAAUCAAUCAAGUAAAUGAUAUUUCAACGUAAGAAAAUAAUCGCAUAUCUUAAACCCUGAUUUCCUUCCGCAUACACUCUUACACAUUUAAAUCAUUCUUAGAAAAUUUACACUGUCAUUCCGUAAACCUAUACAUUCUUCCUAGCCGCCUCAAACGCAGAGUAAAGGUUUCCUCUGCUUCACGUCUCAGGUUCGCCUUCUCCGUUGUUUGUGUGCUUCACCUCUCAGGUUCGUCUUCUCUGUUGUUUGUGUACAGUUUUAUUCCGUCAAAUUUCUAAAACGUUUCUAUUUCACAAUUUCAGAACCGAUCAUGAAAUCUCCAUCGAAAGUGUCUACCAAACUUUAACGCUAAACUACAAAAGAAAUGGAGAACCCACCUCCUCUACCCUUUUCGCAAACUGCAGGUAAAACAAAUCCCUACUUACGUAUUAUCCUAUAGGAAUAUUUAAUAUGUUGUUGUUUUGAGUGAUUCUUUAGAAAUUUGAUAAUUCAAACAUUACUUUAACACCAACAAUGUUUUAUGCUUUGGUAGUUGACACCAUAUUUUUUGUUUUAUAGUUGGUUAUCCACCUAAGAAAAACAAUCUCAAAAUUUUACUCUCAUCAGAAAAUAAUAUUUAUAUAUGGAAUUUGCUUAUUUAUUCACCUAAGAUUUCUUUGAAUAUUGUUAUCUUAGUAUUUGAUUCAAUAAUUUAUAUAUAGCAUUUUUUAAUUACUCGGUUUUAUUUACACUAUUAGAAUAACUUGGCAGACAAUAUAGUCACCUCUUAAGUGAUAGUAAAAUAUAUUGUGCCCGCUCCAUUAAUCUGUGAGAAAAUCUAUAUAACAUCAAUAAGAGAAUUCAUAAAAGAUAUUAAUAUCUUGAAUUUAGCAGUUAAUUACAUGACAACAUCUUAUUUUCACACACUUUUCCAA
Messenger RNA from Brassica napus (rape), 3194 nucleotides. RefSeq lists its product as uncharacterized. Lineage: Eukaryota; Viridiplantae; Streptophyta; Magnoliopsida; Brassicales; Brassicaceae. The coding region runs from base 1225 to 1875 and encodes 216 amino acids. The transcript is spliced from 8 exons. The record is from RefSeq and is a predicted model, not a curated record.